CAAACACGAACGCUGGCGGCCAUGUUUGUUGUGGCCGCGGGGUGCAGAUUACAAUGUUCCUGAGUGAGGCUGUGUUUUGAUGCUGCUGUGAUUGCUGUGAGUCCCGCCGCCGCUGUGGGGAGCCUAGGGAUCCAUCAUGAGUAUCACAAGCGAUGAGGUCAACUUCCUGGUCUACAGGUACCUACAGGAGUCAGGCUUCUAUCAUGCUGCCUAUGUCUUUGGAAUUGAGUCACACAUCUCCCAGUCCAAUAUCAAUGGAGCGCUGGUGCCUCCCGCUGCCCUCCUUAGUAUCAUACAGAAGGGCCUGCAGUAUACAGAGGCUGAGAUCAGCAUAGGGGAGGACGGCACAGAGCGGCUUAUUGACAGCCUCUCUCUGAUCGACGCUGUGAUGCCAGACGUGGUGGCCUCCAGACAGCAGCAGAACCAGCAGCCCAAAGCCGUGGUCAAGACAGAGAUUCCCAGCACCAAUGGGGACGAGGUUCCCCUGACAGGCACCACGGGUGAGAACAUGGAGGUGGACAACAGUGUGGAGAUCCCCCUCAACAAGGCCACCAUCCUGCGGGGGCACGAGAGUGAGGUGUUCAUCUGUGCCUGGAAUCCAACCACUGACCUCCUUGCCUCAGGGUCAGGAGACAGCACGGCCCGCAUCUGGAACAUGAAUGACAGCACCACCUCCCCGAACCAACUUGUUCUGAGGCACUGCAUUCAGAAGGGAGGCACCGAGGUUCCCAGUAACAAAGACGUCACUUCCUUAGACUGGAAUUGUGACGGCACCUUGCUCGCCACGGGAUCUUACGAUGGUUACGCCAGAAUUUGGAUGACGGAUGGCCGGCUAGCCUCCACCCUUGGCCAGCACAAGGGUCCCAUAUUUGCCCUUAAGUGGAACAAAAAGGGCAACUACAUCCUAAGUGCUGGAGUGGACAAGACCACAAUAAUCUGGGAUGCUUCUUCUGGCCACUGUACGCAGCAAUUUGCCUUCCACUCAGCCCCAGCUUUGGACGUGGACUGGCAGACUAACAACUCCUUCGCGUCCUGCUCCACCGACCAGUGCAUCCACGUGUGUCAGCUGGGGCAGGACAAACCCAUCAAGUCCUUCCAGGGUCACACCAAUGAGGUGAACGCCAUCAAGUGGGACCCCCAGGGCAACUUGCUGGCUUCAUGCUCUGAUGAUAUGACCCUGAAGAUUUGGUCAAUGCGGCAGGACAGUUGUGUACAUGACCUGCAGGCGCACAGCAAGGAGAUCUACACCAUCAAGUGGUCACCGACAGGACCCGGCACUAACAACCCCAACAUGAACCUUAUCCUGGCCAGCGCCUCGUUUGACUCAACGGUGCGGCUGUGGGAUGUGGACCGGGGGGCGUGCAUACACACCCUCACCAAGCACUCAGAACCUGUCUACUCGGUGGCCUUCUCUCCUGACGGGAAGUUCCUCGCGUCGGGAAGCUUUGACAAGUGUGUUCAUAUAUGGUCCACACAGAAGCAUAGACAAGACACACCACCACCACCACCACCACUCACCACUACCACCACCACCACCACCACUACCACCACCACCACCACCACUCACCACUACCUUCCCAACGCCUUCCCUUGCAGUCUGGCCAGCUGGUGCACAGUUAUAAGGGCACGGGAGGAAUCUUUGAGGUGUGCUGGAAUUCCCGAGGAGACAAGGUGGGCGCCUCAGCUUCCGAUGGCAGCGUGUUUGUCCUGGACCUCCGCAAGUAGACAUUCCGCCGCCGCCGCGACGCACCGCCACUUUUUACCACACGUUUGCUGUUUGUUCCCCGCUGCGGGACUUGGAACGAAAGCCACUGAUGUUUUUUAUAUAUGCUUUUUUUUUUUUUUUUUUUUCUAUUUCCUUGUUUUUUGUAUUGUUUUUCUUAUUCUUUAUGAGUUUAUCUGCUGCUUUAUCUGCCAGAGUGAUUUAGAAAGAAAGAGAACUUUUCAAAAUGCUAUGACUGUCCCGCCUUGAAGGUAUUAAGAGUGUAGUGAUGGUGGUGAUGGUGAUGAUGAUGGUGGUGGUGAUGAUGAUGAUAAGUCACAGUGCAUGUGUCAAUGUGUCAGGCAGUGUUGGUUCCAUGGCUGAGUGGAGUGAGGAAAAGAAAAAAAAAAGAAAAAAAAAUUGGGUGAAACUCAAACAUUAGUGAAGAUGACAAUGAUGAUAAUGACGACAAUUACAGUGAUGACUACGA
Scylla paramamosain (green mud crab) is the source of this 2192-nucleotide messenger RNA. RefSeq names its product F-box-like/WD repeat-containing protein TBL1XR1 (gene ebi). Gene Ontology annotation, molecular function: transcription corepressor activity; protein binding. The record is from RefSeq and is a predicted model, not a curated record. Gene Ontology annotation, cellular component: histone deacetylase complex. The transcript is spliced from 11 exons. NCBI's taxonomy places the organism in Eukaryota, Metazoa, Arthropoda, Malacostraca, Decapoda, Portunidae. Gene Ontology annotation, biological process: regulation of transcription by RNA polymerase II. Bases 137 to 1972 code for a protein of 611 amino acids.